Messenger RNA from Lates calcarifer (barramundi perch), 7547 nucleotides. It is a transcript of the gene sbno1, whose product is annotated as strawberry notch homolog 1 (Drosophila). Gene Ontology annotation, biological process: regulation of DNA-templated transcription. The record is from RefSeq and is a predicted model, not a curated record. Gene Ontology annotation, molecular function: histone binding; chromatin DNA binding. NCBI's taxonomy places the organism in Eukaryota, Metazoa, Chordata, Actinopteri, Centropomidae. Gene Ontology annotation, cellular component: nucleus.
UUCUGCCGUCGUCACUUCCGACGAAAGACCUGGCGGGGGUCACGUGAUGUUGCGUUAGCUCGGUGACUCUGCUAUGUUUGUCGUUUGCGUUAACGUUUUAAAAAUGCCACAUUUCUGGGUUUUGACGGUUCGUGGUGGUCGGGGGACGCUCCGCGGCCGCUCCGAGGCCCGUUUACACCGACGCCGGGAGCGGAGUUCGACUGAGAAAACGGCCGCUGUGGGGCCGCGCGUCACGUGACCAGCAUGCGGCGGAGCGUUUGAUAAAAAGAUGGCGUGAGCGCGGCGGAGCGGAGAGGACAACAAACCGCCGACCGACCGACCGUCCAACCGACAGUCAGGUAACCUCACCUCCGCGGGGGGAACCGUUCGCUUAACACGAACGUAACACCUCCGUCGUUAAAAAACAACACUAACCGUCGUGUUUGGACACACGAGGGAUAUUUUAUAAGCUGGUUAUUUUCGUUUUCGAGGCGGCAACGGCAGCGUCAGUUUACGCUCCUGGCGGUUGCUAACGUUAGCUAGCGACGGCGAUGACACUGCGUGAGAGCAACAACAACCGUGUGUGAGCUUGACCGAGCCGCUCACAAGCUGCCGUGUGAAACGGGAGGCUGGAGGGAGGACACGGUGAGAAACCGCAGUGGUGUUUUUGUUACCGGAGAUGGAUCCUGGACAGGAUUUACUUCUCGCUGCUCUGAGUGAGAGCGGCAUUUGCCCAAAUGAUAUUGGCCUCUUUGAUGUUGAUUCUCAGGAUGUUGCACAGCCCUCUACAACCCAGCAAUCUAUCUCCAUCAGUGCCCUGGAUGUUGGCGUGGGGACAGAGACGGUGGAAGCUGUUCGAACUGAGCCUCCAGCUCCAGUCCCUAUAGUUACUAUCAGGCACAAACCACAGCCAUCAACCACCACGUUUGUCUUAAAUCAGCUGAAUCAGUUGCCGUCGCUAGGAGCCGUGGUGACCAAACAGUCGGUCACAAACCCGAUCAAACACACCAUAACCGUCACCAAGGUGGUCCAUGUCGCUAACUCAGCCCUGCGAGGUUCAUCCACCCCCUCCACCACAACUGUUCCUCCUUCAGCGUCCACAGUAGUGCCUUCAAACAGAGAUCAGAUUCAGUUGAAAGACCUUCUUAGGACCGGCCCUGUGAAAACCACCGGCCUAAAGGGGAACAGCCUGAUGGAGCUGAUGAAGCUGAAGCCUCCGCCCAACAUCGCUCCACCAGUAGCAACAGCAACCGCCACAGGUGAAAUGAACAAUGGGAUCAAGAAGGAAGUGAUGGGUAAAGAUGCUGCCAGGAUCUGGAUCGGUGAUGACGUUAAAGUGCAAAACUUCUCACAUUCUCUGAAACUCCCGGGGAUGAAGGAAGAGGACGAGCCUGAGGAGGAAGAGGAAGAUGAGUUGGGUCAUGCAGAGACGUAUGCAGAGUACAUGCCAAUGAAAUUAAAGAUCGGCCUGCGGCAUCCUGAUCCUGUGGUGGAGACCAGCUCCCUGUCCAGUGUCAGUCCUCCAGAGGUGUGGUACAGACUGUCCAUCCCAGAGGAGGUCAUCGACCGGGGCUGCCUGUCUGCUCUGCAGCUCGAAGCCAUCACAUACGCAGCUCAGCAACACGAGACAUUCCUCCCCAAUGGUGAUCGAGCUGCUUAUCUGAUCGGUGAUGGAGCUGGUGUGGGGAAAGGCCGAACCAUUGCAGGGAUCAUCUAUGAGAAUUAUCUUUUAGGCAGGAAGAGAUCGCUUUGGUUUAGUGUCUCAAAUGACCUGAAGUACGACGCUGAACGGGAUUUAAGGGACAUUGGAGCCAAAAACAUUCAGGUUCAUUCACUGAACAAGUUCAAAUAUGGCAAAAUCUCCUCGAAACACAAUGGGAGUGUGAAGAAAGGUGUGAUCUUCGCCACCUACUCCUCUUUGAUCGGAGAGAGCCAAUCAGGAGGGAAGUACAAGACCAGAUUCGAACAGCUUCUUCACUGGUGUGGGGAGGACUUUGACGGAGUUAUCGUCUAUGACGAGUGUCACAAAGCCAAAAACGUUUGUCCAAUCGGAUCGUCCAAACCUACAAAAACUGGACUUGCAGUGUUGGAGCUGCAGAACAAACUCCCAAAAGCUCGGGUUGUUUAUGCAAGUGCUACAGGUGCCUCUGAACCACGGAACAUGGCCUACAUGAACCGUCUGGGUAUCUGGGGCCACAAAACACCCUUCAGAGAGUUUGGAAACUUUAUCCAAGCUGUUGAGCGCAGAGGUGUUGGUGCCAUGGAGAUCGUAGCUAUGGACAUGAAACUGAGGGGGAUGUACAUCGCGAGGCAGUUGAGUUUUACAGGAGUGACGUUCAAGAUCGAGGAGGUUCCCCUGACUCAGCAGUACAUCAACAUGUACAACAAAUCUGUGAGGCUGUGGGUGAGCGCUCGUGAGAAGUUCCAGCAGGCUGCGAAUCUGAUGGAUGCAGAGCAGCGCAUGAAGAAGUCCAUGUGGGGCCAGUUCUGGUCCGCUCACCAGCGAUUCUUCAAAUAUCUCUGCAUCGCAUCCAAAGUCCGCAGAGUGGUCCAGCUGGCCAGAGAGGAGGUCCAGAACGGGAAGUGCGUGGUGAUCGGCCUUCAGUCCACUGGUGAAGCACGAACGCUGGAGGCCUUGGAGGAAGGAGGAGGAGAACUCAAUGACUUUGUGUCGACUGCAAAAGGUGUCCUGCAGUCGCUGAUUGAGAAGCACUUUCCAGCUCCUGACAGACAGAAGCUUUACAGUCUGCUGGGCAUCGACCUCUCGGCGAAGAAGACGCCGUCUCCGAGCGACACCGCCGCAGAACCAGAACAGAAGGGCAAGAAGAGGAAAGGUGCAGAGGUCAAAAAGCAGAAGAAGAGGCCUCGCAAGCACGGCGGUCUGUCGGGUACGAGCUCGGAGGAGAGCCAGUCUGAGGACUCGGACAGAGAGUCUGGUAAAGACAGCGACGACAGCUUCAAGUCUGUCAGCUCGGCGGACGAAGACGACGAUUUCAACCCGUUCAGAGACGAGUCUGACGACGACGGGGAAGACGAUCCAUGGCUUAUCAGGAAGGAACCAAAGAAAGGGAAAGAAAAGAAGAAGAAAAAGAGGAGGAAGAGUAUCGAUCCAGACUCCAUUCAAAGUGCCUUGUUAGCCUCUGGGCUGGGCUCCACCAGACCUGCUUUCACUGCCCCCGUUAACCCCCCCAGCGCCCCUGCCCCAGUGAAGGCGGAGAGUCAGGAUACCUGUCUGACAAGUCAGGACGCAGUGGAACAUGCCCAGAAAAUGAAGAAAGAUCUGCUGGAAAAGCUCGAGCAGCUGGCAGAGGAUCUACCUCCCAACACUCUGGACGAGCUCAUAGAUGAACUGGGCGGACCUGACAACGUAGCUGAGAUGACCGGUCGUAAAGGUCGAGUGGUCAGUAACGACGACGGCAGCAUCAGCUACGAGUCUCGUUCGGAGCUGGACGUCCCCGUGGAAAUCCUCAACCUCACAGAGAAGCAGAGGUUCAUGGACGGAGAGAAGAACAUAGCCAUCAUCUCAGAAGCUGCCAGCUCAGGUAUUUCCCUGCAGGCCGACCGUCGAGUGAAGAACCAGCGGCGGAGAGUCCACAUGACGCUGGAGCUGCCGUGGAGUGCAGACCGAGCUAUACAGCAGUUCGGGAGAACUCACAGGUCAAACCAGGUCACAGCUCCAGAAUACGUCUUCCUCAUAUCAGAGCUCGCAGGAGAGCAGAGAUUUGCAUCUAUUGUCGCCAAAAGACUCGAGAGCCUGGGCGCUCUCACUCACGGAGACAGGCGAGCGACAGAAACCCGAGACCUCAGCAGGUUUAAUUUUGACAACAAAUACGGCAGAAACGCUCUGGAAAUUGUGAUGAAGUCGAUCGUAAAGCUCGACUCUCCAUUAGUGUCGCCGCCCUCUGACUUUAAAGGGGAUUUCUUCAAAGAAAUUCAAAGUGGAUUAAUAGGCGUGGGCCUCAUAAAUGUGGAGGACAGAUCCGGUGCUCUGUCACUGGACAAAGACUACAACAACAUUGGGAAGUUCCUGAACCGUAUCCUGGGCAUGGAGGUCCAGCAGCAGAACGCCUUGUUCCAGUACUUUUCUGACACACUGGGGGCAGUCAUUCAGGAAGCAAAGAAGAACGGCAGAUACGACAUGGGUAUUCUCGAUCUGGGCUCUGGAGAUGAGAAGGUGAAGAAGGUCGACUGCAGGAAGUUCCUCACACCGGGCUACACCACAUCAGGACACGUGGAACUCUUCACAGUGAGUGUAGAGAGGGGGAUGUCGUGGGAGGAAGCGACGCACGCCUGGGCAGAUCAGAACGGACCAGAUGAUGGAUUUCUAUUACGACCUGCUUUUCCUUUCCAGAUGAGGAACAACAAGAAAACAGCCAUACUGGUCAAAGAGGUGAACACCAAGAAGAGGCUGUUCCUGGUCUACAGGCCGAACACAGGCAGACAACUCAAACUGGAGACGUACACAGACAUCAAGAAGAAGUUUAAAAAGGUUUUGUCAGAAGACGCCAAACAACACUGGACUGAUCAGUACAAGUCGUCUGCAAAAAUCUGCUCUCAUGCUUAUUGGCGGGGUAACUGUAAGAAGGCGUCUGUGGGUCUUCAGUGUGAAGUCGGUCUUCGGUGUAGGACGUACUACGUUCUGUGCGGCUCGGUUCUCAGCGUGUGGAACGAGCUGGAGGAGGUUCUAACGCCGGUCAGCGGAACCAACGUGAAGGUGCAGAUCGUCCGUCUGAGAACAGAAGACGGACAGAGGAUAGUCGGACUGAUCAUUCCGGCGAACUGUGUGUCUCCGUUAAUUAACAAGCUGUCGACGUCGGACCAGUGCCAGCAGCUCGCCGUGCAGGAGCAGCAGAAACGGCAGCAGCUCCACCCUCAAAGUAUCAGCCACGCACCCAACACAUAGUUCGGUGGAGCCGGAACCGCUCAGGCUUUCGCGGGGAGGGCGUCUGAUCCCUCCCCCCUCGUCUCCACCCCUCGAGUCCACGUCCCCUCGCUCUGAAGGGGGCGUAGCUCCAUCAAUGUCUCUCUCUGCACUGCAGGCUCCAGGACCGCUGUCCCCUCGUUCUGCACCCUCACCCUCCUCACCCCCUCCCUCCCCAUCGUGUCUGAGGGUCAGAGGUGUCGCACCAAGCUGUGGUGACUCUCAGAUGUAAAAGCAGUGGUUGUACAGAGAAAAGAUUUCAGGGUUUUUUCUUUUCUUUUUUUUAAUUUUAAUCUCCAGAGACUCUUGUUUUCACCUAGAGAGAUUUGCCGGGUGAUGUAUCGUCCUCUGACAUUCAGAGCGAAAACAUUUGUGAUAUAUUGAAUCGAGACAGAGUUUAAAACCUCGAGGGUGUGUCGGCCUGUGGCUGUGUCGUCAUCCACUCCUCCUCUCACAUGCUUUAAGCUGUUUAGUCCAGAUUACCUGGUAUGAAGCAAAGACUUUUCUCUCUCUCUCUCUCGGUCCAGAUCAAAGGUGGACGAGACAGAAACCACUAGAGCUGCUUUCACACGUGCAAACCUGAACUUCUCUGGACGUUAUCCUGCAGCUACCGGAUGUAAAGUCUGAGAGAACGUGUCUCACAGCUGCAGGUGUGAGAGGAAAACACCGGAGAACAUCUGGACAUUUUCCAGAGUUUGUCUUUUGAAGUCUGAGAGCUUCUUUGAUUCAUUAGAAACCUGGCAUUUAAUGCUAAGCUAUGAUCCCAUAUUAAUAUAUGAUGAGAUUUUAUCACUCCUCAGACUUUGUUCAGCACUAAUCUAGAGAAGCAACUGAAGUAGAAGUGAUUCAGAUCAUUAGUCCAGCUGUAGACGUUCAUAUUCGCUCACGAGACAAAGACCAAAAUCAUCCAAAAAAAAAAAAAAACACUCGCUUCGUGAUCACAGACCAGUUUUGUUUCGCUUUUUUCUUUGUUUUGCACACGGGUCUCAAAAAGUUCCUUUUUUAAUUCCAUGACUUUGUUCCUCUUUGUCCUCAGCGGCCGACAGGAGUUUGUCAAACGUGCCUUUGUAUCCGCUGCAGUCGGGCACUAACAGGGAACGAUCGGGUUGUUUCACUGGCAGCUGUCCAGUCGUUUCUAUUGAUAGAGCAAAGAGAGAGAAAAUAUUUCCCAAAGAUGAUGUUGAAACAGUAAAACAUCUGUGGAAUGAGUUAAGCUCGUUAUCAACAGACCGAGGCUUUUCUCUUCAGACAACGGAGAUUUGGUUUAUGGAGUCAGUGGGCAGCACGGUGUUGAUGUUCAGCAUUUAUACGUUUAUAAUGUAGUUAACAGCAGAUAAUAUAUUAAUAUCUAAAUACACCAGUAUCCUCACAUUGCUGACAAACACGUUAAUAAACACUUAAAUCUGCUUCCAAUCACAUUAUAAAUAUAUACUGCUAAAUAUCGAGGAGUUAAAGUUUGUGCUUCUUCGUCUCAGUCGAUCAAAAAUCUCUUUUCUUGACUUGAUGUUUCAGGUUGUUUUAAGAAAAAGAAAAACAACCCGCCUUCGGUCUUGACCUCGACUUUUGCCUCAGUCAUCUCCUUUCUGUUUCCUGCGGCGCGACGUCUGGAGAAACAAAUACGUAUUAAAGCAGCCGAGGAAAAAUGAGAAAUGUGAAACCCACAUCCUUGAUUUAGCGGGAAAGAAAACCCAUUGCUUCUUGACUUCAGACAGGUUUCAGAGCAGCUGCUGCGCUCAGACAUGUUUUAUUUUCUCUCUCCUUUGCUUUGGAAAUCCGCUCAGGGGUUAAACUCACACAAAGACCCUCAUCUGAAAAACAGAAACCGAGAAAAUCUAGGUUUUACUGAGUCUGAAAUGCAUGAUGAUCCUCCUACACCUCUGCCUGUAGCUGGACUCACAGCUCUUCACCUUCACCGUACAUGUCCCUGAACGCACCUCUCUCCCUUAAUUCCUCUGCUUUCUUGAGCCCAGUUGUGAUUUUAAAAAAAUGGACGAUUGCUCCCGUACCUCUGUCGUGAUCUGCACUGGAAGGGACAGGUCCAGAGUCUGGACAUGAGAUCUGUCCUCAAAUCUGAUAAUUACAGGUGUGUUUACUGCUGCCUGAACACAUCAUUAACCUGUGGAUUCGUUACUGUCACUGCAAGUGUUCCCUCCUGUUUUUACCACGAUGCAUUCAAAGACAGGUGAAAUGGGACGGAAAAAGUCUUUGUAUCAUACCAAUGUGCAUUUUGUACAAUUUGUAAAAGGAUCCGAACUGAAUUUUCUCCAUGCAGCACAUCUCGUCUGUUGGACAGUGUUGGGAGAGACCGUAAAGAAAACACCCGUCAGGUCUCCUCUCCAGUCACAAGUCACAUCUUUUAACUUGAAUGUUCCACCGUAUAUAAGCCAACAGCUCGUUUUUAUUUCAUCUUCUGAGAUGUUACGUACUCGGGGGGGCUGCUGAUGUCGUCUUUUUUUUUUUUCUUCCUGAGUGCCGUAGAGUGUCGCGGCAGAUCGGCUCAUCUGAAGUUGAAACACUUGAAGGACUUUGUUUUUUUGUUUUCCUUCUAUCUUUGCACGAGUUGCACUACUGACAAGAGUUGUACAAUAAUUCAACAUUACCUGUACAUGAAUGAGUGCGAUGCUCAAUAAAGCUUGGUAUACUUCUA